This is a messenger RNA of Paecilomyces variotii, 1729 nucleotides long. Its product is annotated as putative vitamin H transporter. Lineage: Eukaryota; Fungi; Ascomycota; Eurotiomycetes; Eurotiales; Thermoascaceae. Gene Ontology annotation, biological process: transmembrane transport. Gene Ontology annotation, molecular function: transmembrane transporter activity. Gene Ontology annotation, cellular component: membrane. Bases 138 to 1631 code for a protein of 497 amino acids. The transcript has 7 exons. The record is from RefSeq and is a predicted model, not a curated record.
AAAUAGUGUGAAUUCCUUUCUCUUUUGACAAGUUCAUGUCCUCUCUGCUCUUGUUUUUGAUUCCCGUCAAUUCUUCAAGUUACUCCUUUGUUGCAUGUUAUCAUAAAACCACCUGACCUCGUUGUCCACGGGCCCUAAUGUCUCUCGAACUGGAAAAGAGCCCUGGCAUAGAGCCUCGCGUGCUAGAGUCCCCAGCCGAGUCGCGGCUCUCGGAGAGACCUUUCGCUGGGUCUUCAACCGAUAAGUCGUUGGAGAAGAAACUCCUCUGGAAGUUGGACUUCAGAGUGAUCCCGGCUCUAUGGUUUCUGUUCUUGAUUUCGUUUAUAGAUCGAUCGAAUGUCGGAAAUGCGAAGAUUGCAGGAAUGCCCAAGUCCCUUCAUAUGAAGGGUAACGAUUACAAUAUCGCCGUGACAGUAUUCACAGUUUCAUAUAUUGCGUUUGGAGUCCCGGCGAACCUGGUAUUCAAGAGAUUUGGACCAAAGACACUUGCAGUCUUUAUGUUCGCCUGGGGCCUCUGCACGUUAGGACAAGGGCUCACGACUACUGUAUCUGGACUGAUCGCAUGUCGCUUUCUUAUGGGCAUGUUCGAGGCCGGCUUCGUUCCUGGCUGCGCUUACUUGAUCGGAAGCUACUAUAAGAAAGAUGAGUUCCUUCGACGAUAUGCAAUAUUCUUCAGCGCGAACAUGGCCGCAGGGGCUUUCAAUGGAUUAUUCUCCAGUGCCCUUUCCCAUAUGGACGGUGUUGGCGGAUACGAAGGAUGGCGUUGGAUCUUCAUCAUGGAAUCCAUCAUAACCAUCGUUGUGAGUAGUGUUUGCUUCUGGAUCAUCGUCCCGUUCCCGGAGAAGGCCAGCUUUCUCGACAAAGACGAGAAGAGAUUUCUCUUGGCUCGUCUCGAAGAAGAUGGUGGAGGUAGCGCCCAGAACGACAAGAUUGCCUUUCGUCGAGUACUACUAAUGGCCGUUGACUGGAAGAUCUGGAUUUGUGUCCUGGCAUACAUGGCAGCGGAAGAGACUGCUAGCUCUCUGGUUGCCUUCCAGCCCACUAUUCUAAAAGAUCUCGGCUGGACUGCUGCAUCCGCCCAAGUGCAUACGAUUCCAGUCUAUGCGGUAGCUUUCGUGCUUACGCUCAGCAGUGCGUGGCUAAGUGAUUACUUACGACAACGCUACAGCUUCACGCUGUUCGGGUCAAUAUUGAUCAUCAUUGGCUGGGGUAUUGAACUCGCGCAAGUGCCUGCUGCUGGAGCACGCUAUGCGGGCAUCUUCUUUACUGCCUCGGGAGCUUUUAUCAUGAUGUCGACCAUUGUGGUGUGGCUCUGCGUCAAUGUGGGCAAGGGUGUAAAAAGGAGCGUCGCCAUGGGCUUGCUUACUGGUUUUGGAAACUGCGGAGCUCUCAUCUCUAGCAAUGUUUUUAUCGCUUCGCAGUCGCCACGGUACCCCGUUGGUUUCGGUGUUGGUCUUGCCUUUGGCAUUGUUGGCAGCAUCGCGGUUACAAUCUACUAUUGGUACCUGCGCCAGGAGAACCGUCGCCGGGAUAAGCUCCAAAGCGUUAGUGGUAAGAGCUAUACGCACGAGGAGCUGGAUCGCAUGCAGGGCCUUGGAGAAGGACAUCCUGAGUUCAGAUUUGAAUUGUGAAGCCCAUAGGUACGGAAUGUUGGACCUAGGUAUGACAUCUAGUAGUUACAGCAAAAUGUAACAUCUCGCGAAGUAAUCAAUUAUCACAUUAACUGCCA